Messenger RNA from Dermacentor andersoni, 1644 nucleotides. RefSeq lists its product as uncharacterized. The record is from RefSeq and is a predicted model, not a curated record. NCBI's taxonomy places the organism in Eukaryota, Metazoa, Arthropoda, Arachnida, Ixodida, Ixodidae.
UGGAAUCGGAAAUAAGGUAGUUGCAGCAGCGCGCCUCGGAAAUGCCAGCCGCCAUGGCUCUCAAUCUCCGCCGCAUGUACGCCGAAGUGAGUGGACACCUGAACUUCAAGCUCCUCUCGGCUCUCCUGCGAUACUGCCCGAACAUCGACGAGUUGCGUAUUCAUUUCGCGAGCGGAACCUUCUUGAACGCGCUCCUGGAGUGCAACGUUAUUUUCCAACAGUGCGCGAGUUUGGAAACAUUCACGUUUUCUUCCGAGGUGCCACCCUCCUUUCAACAACUGCCGCCCGAACCGUUGGAGUUCACGAGCUACGCGGCCGUCUGCGCCAACGUUACCUACCGGAGGUCGAGCAACAUGUGGAACUGUGUUCUACUUCGAGAUCUCGUUGACCGCUGCGACGAUCCCCUCCGUCUGCCGCAACAGCUGGUCCUGGUUGCCGUCCAUCACGCAGAAGGCACCACAGUGGAAUGGAUUCGCCUGGCCAGCCUUGAACACUUCUGGACGAACGUGCGCCAACUCUGUCUUCUGCUAUUUCCAGCACAGCCCUCCGAAGGCGUUUACGCGACGGCAGGCACCGCGUACCGCGAUAGUCUUCGCGACCUCGUAUCGACCAAGCUCCGGCAGGUCGUCGAGCUUAACAUAAGCGCGUUCCACUUCGGCCCGGAUCUCGACUUGACGGCACUGCUCCAGGACGGCUCGCUGGAGCAUCUGCAAUCCCUCUCGGCGACCCCUUGCGGGCUUCGCCGCCCGUCAGCUCUGCGCCGUCUGGCGCAGAACUGCCCCGACUUCAAAGAACUGGACGUGCGCUUCGAUAGGAGGGGCAGCUUCGUUCGGUGCGACGUCUGCGAGGGCGAGUUCCUCCUCGAUCACGAAGACAUGUUGGAAAUGUACGAAGACGCGCCCGUCUUUCACAAUGCGCUUGCAAGGCUGACUCUAAGUGACGUGCAUGUCCGUGUCUUCCAUUGGUUCGUCGAGGCCUGCCCAGCGGUUUCAGUGCGGCUCUCAGACUGCCCUAGUCACUCGCACCCACACUACCCGUCUUUGGGAAAACUGCUCGCCAGAAACAGCUCGCUGAGUUGUCUCGUGAUUCAGCACGAUGCCCUGCUCUUCGGCGAGGCGUGUCUGCUGGAAAACAUCUCCCGCAUCGCCAGCCUGCGGUACCUGUGCCUGCUGUCGGCGGUGACAUUACUGGACAAUGUCGCCGAGGUGUCCGUGCUGGCGUACAGUGACAGCCUGAAGCCUCACAUAAAGUGUGUACACGUUCACUAUCGAUCCUCUGAUCGCGCCACCGAGAAGCGGAUCACGUGGAUGGAGCGUGCUGACGCUCCAACCGGUGGCGUCCUGGUUCGAGAUGGUCCCUGCAUCCUCUGUUGUUCGACGGCGACGUUCAUAGGACUCGCGAAGCCGCUAAAUGGUGACUUCGAAGAGAUCGUGUAGAUGAAUGCACGGCCGAGACGUAAUAUAAUGUCUUAGAUACGCGUAAAUGUGUCUAGAAUAAUGCAGCUUAUCAUUUACCUUUUUCUUUCGUAUCUUCGGAUACGUAUGCCUUAUCCUUUGUUUAUUUUUCUUUCUUCACUCAGUGUCUGAACUCGCACUAAAGGGGCCCUGCGACGCUUUUUCAGCCCGUUGAAUAAAUCGCGCUAGA